Auanema sp. JU1783 is the source of this 5529-nucleotide messenger RNA. The record is from the annotation of a GenBank genome assembly. NCBI's taxonomy places the organism in Eukaryota, Metazoa, Nematoda, Chromadorea, Rhabditida, Rhabditidae.
AUGCGUGCCUCGCGCAGGCACACGAGUAAAACAGUUUUGGAUGAUGGUCCGUCUACUAGUUCAGAUUCUAAAAUCAAAGAUGUUGAUGAACAGAAGAUUGAACUCGUGGCCAGGCUUUUACGCCAAAUUAGAGCAGUCCGCGAUCGACGGGAAGCACAAGUCCGGAGGAGUCUUCGCAGAGAGAACAGUGCAUGGACAGAAGAGAAGAUUAAUCAGUAUAUUAGCGCUAAGUUAAUGGGCAUGAAUAGCCAUGUGGAAGAAUUAGAGAAACGAACAACCGGGAUACUGCUUGAAGAUAUCUUAGCCAAUAGUAAAUAUACAAAUGAACGAGUUUGGCACCCAACGGUGCAGCCUGUAAAAUCUGUUAGAGCGUUGAGUAGGGUAUGUUCGCCUGUUAAAGCCUUGGCUCCAAUAGAAAUCAAGGUGGAAGAGAACAAUUCUUUGGGUUCUGUCACUGAGUCUCAUUCGUUGUUGUCUGUUAAUACGGGUGAAACUAACGUUGAAAAAGCUGCUAAACAGGAGGCGCAAGUGAUGGCUAGGAUAGCUGAAUUGCGUCGUGCUGGGUUGUGGACUCAAAGUAGAUUGCCUUUAUGUGUCGAACCGUCAAGAAAUAAAACUCAUUGGGAUUAUCUUCUGGAGGAAGUAAAAUGGAUGGCAAAUGAUUUUAGACAAGAACGUUUAUUCAAGCGAAAUAUGGCUCGAAAGAUAGCAAGUGCUAUUCACAAGCAAAAGAAAGAACAAGAGAUGGAAGUAGAAAGGGCAGAACAAAGAAGAAUAAAGGAGGGUAAAAGAAUAUGCGCAACUAUUGCUAAAAUGGUUCGAGAUUUCUGGCAGAAUGUUGACAAGGUUGUCGAUUUUCGAGCACAGGAGAUCCUUGAAUCAAAGAAGCGGAAAGCACUCGAUCAACAUCUUGCUUUCAUUGUUGGCGAGGCUGAUAAAUUGAGUAGUUUAGUCCAAGAAGGUCUCGUUCAAGAAAAAACUUCAAAAUCACCUUCUAUUGCCUCUAAAGACGAUUAUGAUGAUGCUGAGUUCCAUUUGAAACACGACGAUGAAUCAGAUGAUGAGAGUACAAUCGCUAAGGAAGAACAAGCUUUGAGGAAUCAUGAUGUUGCUGGAGAAAUUAACGACUUGAAUAGAGAAGCUGAUCAAGACAUGGAAGAUUUGAUUGCAUCGUUGCCACCUGAUUAUCUUGCCUCAUUAGGCGUGAACAUUCCAAGGCCAGAGUCCACUCUUUCUGUUGGUGAAAGCGUGAAUACGGAACCAGAUACUGCUAGUACGAGUGAUGCCGAGGAACAAUCAUCGAUAAUCGACUCUUCUAGGAAGUCGGAUGAGAUUAAGGAGGAAGACGGCCCUACUAGCCCUAAGCGAAGAAGAGUUGAGGAGCAAUCCGAAGAUUCUAAAAGUGAAAAAGAUGUUGAAGAAGGGAACGGAGAUGGCAGAGGAAUGCUGGAAAAUGUUGAUUACGCUAAACUCCACAGUGUUAAUAGUGAUGAGCGUCAGCAGGAACUUGCAAACAUAGCUGAAGAAGCUUUGAAGUUCCAACCGAAAGGUUUCACUCUGGAAACAACUCAGGUGAAAACGGUUGUUCCUUUCCUAAUUCGUGGAAACCUUCGUGAAUAUCAGAUGGUUGGUUUAGAUUGGUUAGUUACGCUCUAUGAGAAAAAUUUGAAUGGUAUCUUGGCUGAUGAAAUGGGUUUGGGUAAAACCAUUCAAACGAUCUCUCUUCUUGCUCAUUUGGCUUGUACUGAAUCCAACUGGGGUCCUCAUCUUAUUGUGGUUCCAACAUCAGUUAUACUAAAUUGGGAGAUGGAAAUUAAAAAAUGGUGCCCAGCACUUAAAAUAUUAACAUACUUUGGAAGUGUCAAUGAUCGCAAAGAGAAGCGAAAGGGUUGGUCCAAACAAAACUCAUUCCACGUUUGUAUAACCUCUUACAAAACAAUUACAACUGAUAUUCGUUCUUUCAAAAUGAAGGCCUGGCAGUAUCUUAUACUCGAUGAAGCUCAAAACAUCAAAAAUUGGAAAAGUCAACGUUGGCAAGCACUUCUUAACAUCAGGGCUAGACGAAGAUUGCUUCUGACAGGAACACCUCUUCAAAACUCCUUGAUGGAGCUGUGGUCGUUGAUGCAUUUCUUGAUGCCCGCUAUCUUUGCUAGUCAUGAUGACUUCAAGGAUUGGUUUAGCAACCCUUUAACAGGAAUGAUGGAAGGCAGUGUCGAGUAUAACGCACCGCUUGUUCAAAGACUUCACAAAGUAUUGCGUCCUUUCAUUCUACGUCGUUUAAAAAGCGAAGUGGAGAAGCAACUUCCUGAAAAGACCGAACAUGUCAUUAAAUGCCAACUUUCUAAGCGUCAACGUUACCUUUACGAUGAUUUCAUGAGUAGACGAAGUACCAAAGAUAACUUGAAGUCAGGAAAUAUGAUGUCAGUUCUGAAUAUCGUCAUGCAGUUGAGAAAGUGUUGUAACCAUCCUAACCUUUUCGAACCGAGACCUGUGAUAUCCCCAUUUGCAUUAUCGUCGAUUCAGACCAAUUUCCCUGCUAUCAUUUUCGAUAUUUGUGGAGAAAAUAGUAGAGAUGAUAAGGAAAUACCUAAGUGUUUCUUGCUAAAUGAGCGUUUCCAAGGCUAUAAUACUUCAGUCAAGUCAAAGAAGCCUACUAUUGAAGAGUUGAACUCGUUCGAUGAACCUUCAAGUCUUCCAAAAGUAGAUGGUUUUUCGAUACAACGACCGCCAUUGGAACGAAGAGAGAGGUUAUCUGAUGAUGCUUUGAAAGCUGCAGCACUCAGCUUGGGUUCGGAAAACAUCAAGAAGCUUGGACUGUCUGAUGGAGAAACUUUCAUUGUCGUUAGGGAUAAUGAAGAAGCCGUCCGAGUGCAGGCCAGACCCGAAGGUAUGAAUGGGAUGGUGAAGAUGAAAAUAAUGGACGGUAAAGUACUUGCUGAGGGAGGUCCUGUUGGAGUUGGUACACGCAUGUACAAGUUGUUGAAUAUAAAUGGCGAGACUUCUUUGCAUGAUUUGGGAAUUGUUUCUUCUAGUACAGUUGAUACUAUUUCUGAAGGGCGUGACUUGCAUGGUGCUGUAAAACUGAAGCCAGUUGUUCAUCCAUCUCUACGAACAAACACUGUUUUGAGCGGUGCUCCAAACGGAAGUAAGGAUGUAGAACAAUCUGGAUUUCAUCACUUGAUGGCAGAAGGAGGCGUGCGAGAAAACAUUGUCAACUAUGCCUAUCAGUUCAGUCCUCCACUUAAAAGACGGAAAUUAUCUGAUUCUCCUCUGAUCAGCGGUGAUUACAAAGAAUGCGUACCGAGUCUGGUCUGUGAUACUUUAGCUAGGGAAAAGCUUGCACGUCUGGAAAAGGCACAAUCACGAUUCGGCCUAAUUUCAAAGCCUAUCUUUUCUCACGAACUACUGAAAGUGCUAUCUACAGAAUGUAAAGAAGUGGUUAGAAAAAAGAGAGAUCAUUGGUAUUGGGAUGGUUGGAAUGCUCAUAACGAUGAUAUAGAAGAAGUUUUGAAUAAUUAUACUGAUUUUAUCAUCAACAAGUUUGUACUCUAUGUUGCUCCUGCGUUGAGUGAUUCUCCUUCUGUGAAGGCUAUUUCGUCUGGUAGAACACCAUCUGCAAUACUUUGUGAAAAGAACAUUACUUCCAUAUCUCGCACAAUUCUUCAAGAUGCGAGAACAAACUUGCAUCGUGUGAUGCUCUCAAACAGUCUGCAGUUCCCUGAACUUAGGCUUAUUGAGUAUGAUUGUGGAAAGUUGCAAAUUCUCGCAAAUUUAUUGAGAGAUUUGUAUCUUUACAAACAUAGAUGUCUUAUAUUCACUCAGAUGUCGAAAAUGCUCGAUGUUCUCCAGGCAUUUUUAUCAUAUCACGGGUAUCAAUACUUCCGAUUGGAUGGAUCCACUGGAAUUGAACAACGACAAGCGAUGAUGGAACGUUUCAAUGCUGAUUCGAAGAUUUUCUGUUUUAUUCUUUCAACUCGUUCUGGUGGAGUUGGAAUCAACUUGACUGGUGCAGACACUGUUAUCUUUUAUGAUUCGGAUUGGAAUCCUACCAUGGAUGCCCAAGCUCAAGAUAGAUGCCAUCGAAUCGGUCAAACAAGGAGUGUUUCUAUUUACCGUCUCAUAUCGGAAAGAACAAUUGAAGAAAAUAUUUUGAAGAAAGCUAUCCAGAAAAGACGUCUCGGAGAGCUGGCUAUCGAUGAAGCUGGAUUCACACCCGAUUUCUUCAAACAGACUGACAAUAUUAGAGAUCUAUUUGCCGGAGAAGUGUCUGUUGACGAUAUAUCGACCUCGAUUGAUGCACCCAAAGAUCAAAAAGAGCUGGAUAAGGCGAUGUCUUCUCUGGAAGAUGAACAAGAUGUUGCUGCUGCUAAAAUGGCUUCAGCCGAAGCUAAGCUUGAUUCAGCGGAGUUUGAUGAGAAACUUCCGACCAAUAAUCUCGCUGGUCCGGAAGACUCGGAUGACAAGUAUAUCGAGUUAAUCAAUCAGUUGAAACCAAUUGAGCGAUAUGCUGUUAAUUUCCUCGAAGCAGAAUACAAACCUGACUUCGAAGAAGAGGUCAAGGAAGCAGAGGCGUUGAUUGAACAGAAAAAGGAUGAUUGGCAGAAAGCUCAUGAAAAAGCUAUGCACGAGGAGAACAACACUGAAGACGACUUCUAUGGAUGCGGAUCUUUAUUAGAUGAGGUACGGUCGCGUCGUCGUCGUGACCGCGCCACAAAUAUUAACACUAGACCUCGUUUGGUGCCUUCUCGUCAAUCUGCACGAAAACUUUUAGCUAUGAAAAAAUCCCCUCUUAAAUCUGCACGGCGCGCAAUCUUGAAUCCUUCUAAGCAAUUGGCUGUGCGAUCUGCUGUGAGAAAAGUUGUAGUUCGUAACAAAGCACGUAUUCACAGCAGUUCACAUUCUCAAUCUCCCGAAAAAAGUAUGAUUUUCAAACGAGGUCCAGGGCGUCCAAGGCGUUCUGAAACCGAAGGCGCCCCAAGUGGCCCGUCCCAUAGUACAGUGCCAAAAACCUUAGGUCAUGCCCAGAUUGUUGAGGCGCCACCGUCAACCUCUUCACAAUCAGUGAAAACUAUUAGAAAAACCACUAUUGUGAAACGUCCUCAUCAUCCAACUAUAACUAAAACCGAGUAUGUAGUUUCCUCUCCUACUAAAUCAUCCAAUGAAGCUCCGAAUGUCCAGAAGUCGGGUUAUGAUCCCAAAGCUAUGCAGGGUAGAUUGGUUCCUCGGCUGAUACCAUCACAACCCUCCUCAAGUCCAAGACUGAUGCUUCCAGUAAAAAUUAUUCACUAUGGAAGUCAGAGGGCUACUGGACGUUUCCGACUUAACUCUACGGGGGGUUUUGUAUCCAAUUCUUCUUCCAACUCUGUACAACGGCCUGUGGCCACUCGUUUUGUCGUGGUUUCACCACCAGCUUCUGGUCGAGUACUGCAUCAUGAAGAAGUGCGUCCUAGCUUAGGAGACUAUGCUAGACCUAGACGUUCCUUCAGGCGGGAUCGAUCCGAAGGGCGCGGGUCCUCAAUUGAAGACUAA